Messenger RNA from Peniophora sp. CBMAI 1063, 945 nucleotides. NCBI's taxonomy places the organism in Eukaryota, Fungi, Basidiomycota, Agaricomycetes, Russulales, Peniophoraceae. The record is from the annotation of a GenBank genome assembly.
AUGAACCCAGAGCUACCCGCUUCUCCAACAGGCUUUAUGCGCGAUCUCCCUCCGGAGCCCCUCCCGCUUGGACCUAUCCCUCGCGAUGCACACAUCCCUGACUGUUAUCGAGACCCAGCGUCGUAUUGGUACGGUCUCCGCGAAACCUACAUCAAGAACUACGUCUCGGUCAUGGCGCCCGGCUUGUGCGACAUACUCGAGCAGCCGCCUCCUCACGUUUUUGUUCGCGAAGGCAGCCAUGGUCACUGGAGCUGUCCACAGUGCGGCUACGCCUUAUGGCCAUUCAAUAUUGGAGCGGACGAGCAGGCCGUGCUUGAUUCAAUGGGCGUUUGGGACACGAUGGUGGAUCACGACGAAGAAACGGGGGACUUCCGUCUGGACACUACGAACCCUUGGCGCUUUUUGCGCUACUUGGACGCUCUGGCGUGGUCGCAUGUCGACAGGCACUUGCGGGAGAUUGGGAUGCGGCUAACGUUUCCUGAUCCGGAAGACUGCCGGCCGCAAGGCAUAGGGUGGUGGUUGGAGCCCGAACAGCCGGCGCCUGCAAACGCCCGACCAGACGGCGCGGAGUUCCCGGAGGAAUUAUACGCCCUGUGCGAGACUCUGCGGGACUUGGAGGAGGUUGGAGCGCAGCAUAACCGGGAAUGGUUUGGGGUAAACCGCUUGCGGUGGGCCAGGCGUGGCAUACAUCGCGCUUGUGUGAUGCUCACUGAGCUGCGCCGAAACGCGCGCACGCGUCGCGCUCAAGUUGUGGGGAACGCAUUUGGCGCAGGAGCAGGCAUAUUGCACGUGGCACAGGCUCUCAUGGCGCGAAGGCGUUUGGACGAAGAAGAGCUGUUACCAUGGCGUUGCGCGUUGAGGGACUACCGGGAGGAGGAGGCAGAGGUCAGGGCAUGGGCUACGAACGGGAUGCUGGCAGAGGCUGUAAUCGUACGCGACGACUGA